Molecule: messenger RNA, 1818 nt
Organism: Ornithorhynchus anatinus (platypus)
Lineage: Eukaryota; Metazoa; Chordata; Mammalia; Monotremata; Ornithorhynchidae
Product: cyclic GMP-AMP synthase-like
Exons: 8
Coding region: 119-1633 (504 amino acids)
Biological process (GO): positive regulation of defense response to virus by host; negative regulation of double-strand break repair via homologous recombination; cellular response to exogenous dsRNA
Cellular component (GO): nucleus; site of double-strand break; cytosol
Molecular function (GO): chromatin binding; double-stranded DNA binding; 2',3'-cyclic GMP-AMP synthase activity
Source: RefSeq, a predicted model, not a curated record
GGGUAGUCAUUGCCCCGAGGUUCCAAACGGGCAGUUGGCCGGGAGGGGGGCGGCUCCCGGGCUGAACCGGGGCACCUACGGCGAAGACCUCCCACCCAAGCGGACAGGGCGCUGCCCGAUGCUGGGAGACGGCCCCGCUCUGGGGAACGGCCCCCCGGGGGCCCAGGAGGGCCGAGGCCGCGGCCGGCGGGGCCGGAAGCCCCAGGAUGGGAUGGGCGUCCGCGGCCCGGCCUCCGACCCCCCGUCGCUGGAAGAAGGCGGCACGUUGACCUCCGGUGGGAGCGGAGCCCGGGCCCCUCGACCCCAGAUCACCGCUUCGCCCCAGGGUCCGGGCUGCGCCCUGGGCACCGGCGGUUCGCCAGCAGACAGCCGCAGCAGGGCAGGCCUGCUACGCCAGGUCUUCUGGCGGCUGAGGGGCGGUGGGCGGCAGGCAGCCCCCAGUGCCGGCGAGGCGGGCCGCUCCUGGACCGGCGGGGACCCCCCGGACCCCGGAGACCUGGUCCUCGGCCUCGUGCGCCAUCUGGUCAGCUUCCUGAGGUCCUGUCCGACGCGGACCAGCUUCCACGGCCUGAGGGAGCCCUGGGCCGCCAGCGCCCAGGAGUUUGAGAGGGUCUUCCGCCCCAACGAGUUCAGCCUGCUCCUGCCCCUCCCGCUGCCGGCGGGCGCGAGCUGCGGCGAGGUGGAUGGCUUCGGGGGCCUCUACCACCGCGUGGGCCUGGACCGGCCCUCGCGGACCUUCCCCUCGGCCUUCCUGCUGGACGAUGAGGUGACCGUGUCCCCGGGGAGGUUCGUCCAGGAGCUGCAAGCCCUCCUGAAGCUCUACCUCCACUCCUACACUGCCCCGCUGCCCGGCUGGCAGCUGAGGCUGGACCGGAAGAAACCCAACUGCCCGGCGCUGACCCUGGGGCUGCUGGACCAGCAGCUGGCCCAGGUGUUCUCCCUCCGCCUGGUCCCGGCCCUGGACAUCUCGGAGCCGGGACGCGGCGCGGGACGGCCGGUCCUGGAGGAGUGGCUGGGGGAACCCUGGUCCCGCCUGAACAAGACCCCUUACCUGGUGGCAAAGCAGGCCCCCGGACGGGAAAACAAAGAGACCUGGCAGAUUUCUUUCUUCUACCUGGAAAAGGAAAUUUUGAAGAGGUACAACCACCCACAGACGGGCUGUGAGGCUGCCAGCCCGUGUUGCCAGAAGGACUGCCUCUGGCUGCUGAGGAGCCUCCUGGAGACCCUAAAGCAGGCCCACCCCGUGGAGCUGGCCCCGCUGGACGCCUUCCACGCCAAGACCCUGGCGCUGCACCGCUGGCGGCUGGACGCCACCCGGCCGCCCCUGGACCCCGCCGCCUGCUUCCGGCGUCUCCUCGACGACUUCGUCGGGCGCGUGGAGCAGGCCAACCUGCCCCACGCCUUCCUCCCCCGCUGCAACCUCUUCUCCCCCAAGAACUUCCCCCCGGCCAAGCUGCGCUUCCUGCUGGAGCGCCUGAGGGCCCAGAGGGAGGCCGGCCUGCCGGACCUGCGGCCCCUCCUGGCCCGGCUGGAGGAGGCCGCUCCCCCGCCGGAGCCCGUGGCCGGCUGGGGCCUGUUCCUCCUCCUCCUCGUCCUCGCCACCGCGGCCGCUUCCUUCUUCCUGUCCUUGUGAGCCCACCUGGCCCGAGCCCCAGGCCGGGGACCGCCCGCCCGACGCCUCCGACCGAAGGCGGAGCCAAGCAGCCCCACGGAUGAUCGCGGGUGAGGGGCGGGAGCUGCCUCGGUCUUCCUCGCCACGAUUCUGGCCGCCGGUUGCCUUUUGAAAAGGAGCCAAAUAAAAUGGAAUUAUUAAGUUGC